UCUACGAUAGCUGUGAUGAAGGAGACACCACGCGUCGCGUGCCGGGUUUACGUGCGCGGUACCGAAUCUGUGCACGUAAUACGCUCGGAGAUAAAGCUUUUUCCUAUGGGGGCCCACUGGCCCAUCCUUCAUAAGGUGUCUCUUUCGUAGUGGUACUUCACUGGACUUUUUUUUGUCAAGGGAUAGUCUGUACCCGUACGAUCAUUUAUUUCUAGGAAAUUUCAAACAAGGCCCAUCCGGCGGCUGCAGCAGCAAAAACAGUCUUACGGCAAAGCUAGGGAAUGGAUUUCUGGACUUCAAGUCGGAAGAGCUUUCACGAAGUUUUAUUUUUCAGUAUUUGGAGUUACAACUUCAACAACAAUCUUAUCAGGGGCGACGAAAGCUAGAACUAGCGGGCCACAUUUUUAGAUCGGAUGAAAUGACCAUACCAGAAUCGAGACAUAGCAUCGGAAUUUCCUCAUAUUUCUCUAAUCCGGAAAAGUUGUCAAUAGGAAUAACGCAACUCGGAUCGACAGCAUUGGGAGCUCCGGCUGAGAAAUUUGCAUGUUGGCAGGAUUGAGUGAUCCAUCCGGAGAAAUUGGAAGGAAAAUAUUCAAAAGAAGAGUGUCACCGAGGUGUAAUUUCAGACUCAUCUGAAAACAAUACACUCGUUUUUCCCGCCCGGAAAACACGUUCUGUCAGUCGUGCGUGUCAUCAAGGCGGUGAGGGUUGAGCAAGGGCGCAUGCGCGCGUCUCAGCGGCAAUCUGUGUCCGUUCACAUUAAGAGCAUCUGCGUUGGUGGGACGAAGUCCCUGGUGUCGGUUGAUCUAGUUGACAAUCUUAUAGUCAUUGGGUUGGGAUCCGCGGGGAAUUGCUUGUAGCCUGUCCUAGCUAAACCGACGAGGACUCUUAUGUGUAUUGCUGAGCUUUUUCGCGCGUCGCCGAAGAGACACAACUCGCCAUUUGGCUGGUUGCGGCUGAUGCGUUUUCAAGAGGUCCCGUCGUCUCCUUGUGCUUGGGAUACAUCCCCCGAUUUUUCUCGUUUCAUCUCCACUCUUCGCCUUUUGACCGUUUUCCAUUAUUUUUCCGGUUAGCCACGCGGGGCCCGUCAAGCCUAGCGCCGUCGCUCGGACCGUGAAGGAGUUUUUUGUGCUGCCUCUCCGUGCGUCACAAACGCAAUUCAGAUGGGAUCACCAGCAGAUUACUACAUAAUCUAACUGUAGCAAGUCGCUUUGAAGUUGGUGAAAUCCUAGCUCGGUCGUGCCGAUGGCCCCGUCUCGCCCUACAGGGUGAUUUGCUAAGUAGAUGGAACCACACCGGACAUCAAUGUAAAAUGAAACCCUCUGGCACAGUCGAGUUGUGCUGAAUCCACUCUUCUCCCCUCAGUAAACUCACUUGUAAUGAGUGGAUCGCACAUCCAUCCUUGGAACACUUUUUGACAGGGUGAACAUUGUAGUCCUUACAGAUUACACUUUGACGUUGUGACUUCCUCGGAGGAGCUUUGCUCUGCCCGUCCCGCACUACAAUUAGUUUUCUUCCUAUUUUCCAUUCACGGAAUACACAAGAUCUUGGGAAAAAAUUUCUUAGAUGACAACUUUGAUAUCACUUCUUACAUUGGUUUGUAGGCUUCGGCAUUAAAGACACCUGUAGCGGCAAACUUUUUUCACUGUCAAGCCCAAGGUCUUUUUAAGAUCGUUAGAAACGAUAAAAGCGGUAUAUCUACCUCAUACACGGGCACCUGCUGUUUUUCUUUCAUUGAAACCCAGAGGAAAACACAGGCUGAGCAAGAUGGGUGGAACGGCAAGUGAUUUCAUGGAGUAUGAUGACUAUUACCCGGUUAACAUCACUUUCAGACAUAACAUGGAUCAGCGUGACCGUAUCAUCUGGAGCGUGGUGGUUUCGGCCGUCAUGAUCACAGCUGCAGGGGGUAACCUCAUCGUGAUAUGGAUCGUAGCCACCAACCCCCGAAUGCGAACCGUGACCAAUUACUUCCUGUUGAACUUGGCCGUGGCGGAUGCCCUCAUUGCUACCUUAAGCAUGCCCUUCCUCUUCAGCUACAUCGUCACUCAGAACUGGGUGAUGGGGCCUUUCAUGUGCCGCUUAGCACGCUUCGUGGGCACCGUGUCCACAGUGGCAUCUGUGCUGUCCUUGGUCGCUGUAUCCAUUGAUCGCUACCGUGCCAUCGUCCACCCGUUGUUACCCCGCCUGCCCAAAUCCUGCAUCAUCUGCAUGAUCUUCUUUAUUUGGGGCGGGGCAGCCUCCUUCGCCAGUCCACUCUUCCUUUACUCGCAUCUGGUGACUUUUGGGUACUUGAACGGACCCAUAACGCAGUGCCUCCUCAUCUGGCCGGACGGUGUGAUGAAGGAAUACGAUUUUUGGUACAAUGUAGCAACUUUCACCGUGGUAUACUGCGUUCCCUUGUCCAUACUAGCCAUGUGCUAUACGGUGAUUGGUGUGAAGCUUUGGCGAAGCGGCGUUUUGGGUGAAUACAUUCCUAGCCGCGCCAGGCACAUCAAAGCCAAAAGAAAGGUAGUUAAGAUGAUUAUUGUUGUAAUCGCUGUGUUUGCAACGUGUUGGUUGCCUCUUCACGUCUACCAGCUUUUACCCUACAUGAAUGAUGCUGCCUACCAAAGGUCCUAUUCGCUACACGUCUACUUGGCUAUCUGGACGCUGGCUAUGAGCAGCUCAAUGUACAACCCGUUUAUCUAUUGCUGGCUGAACGAGAGGUUUCGUGCAGGGUUUAAGCGUGUUUUUCGUUGCGGUGUAACGAGUCUGGACGACAACAACGGCCAACAACCGAGCGCCACUCCGAUGUCUCCCACAAGCCAACAUUUGAUGUCGUCAACCAGUAGUUAUCAGCGCGCCGCCAACGGUAAGCAGAUGUUAGCUGCCAAGAAUAGUCUGGUGACUGCAAGUGUGGUCGAUUCAAUGGAAGACACGUGCUGAGCGCGAACCACGUGGAGUUUUUUUACUUCAAACUUGACUGUGAUAGGCUGGAAUUUUCUCAAAAUUGACUGUGAAAAACGAUCGAUCAGGAAAAUCUGGAUGCCGUCUUGAUAUUUCUUGUUUUUUGUGAUCGUGUGGUAAAGCACUUUUUUUGUGAAUAAAACCAUAUCUGGGUACAAUUUAAAUCUUAGUAUACAGCAGACUUGUUUAAUGAAAGAUUGUAAAUCUGAACUUCCCUGAGGAAGUGCAGUGUUGUGAUGACCUUUUGGAGAGAGGUUUUAGGCCUCUUGAUUGAAAUAGAUCCGUUCACAUUACAGUGUGCUACAAAAUGUUUUCCUCGAACUGGCUAUUUUCUUCCAACCUAGCAGUCGACAUCUUGUAAACUUUAUAAUGCAAUUGGAGAUCCAGCCUUUAAUGUUACUCGAAGUAAAAUUUUCAUAUUGUUCUCUGUUGAAUUUGCCCAAAUCCAAAAUAUCAUUACUCGUGUAAUUCUCCCGCAAUGAACUGUAAAAAGGGCCUGUAUACGGUAAGCUGGUUGCGCACUUCUGGUUGCUUUGCUUUUCUUAGACUGCUCCUGACUGUGCAGGUAAAAGAUUUUAGAUAAAAGUAUACUGUAAUGAAACUUUGUUUGAGAAAAGAUACUAAGUUUUGUCAAUUACGUCUGUCUUUAAUGCGCCGUUAGUGUAAAUAAGAAGAUUGGCACAAACGUAAACCUAAGACGCCAUUCUUUAUUCCAUGUGCCACCUCGCAAUGUAAAAGGUAUGAGUGCAGAAUCACACUGAAAGUUCUGAAAAGCAUGACAAAAGAUAGCGUGAGGGGUCGUGAGUGGACGUAGACGUAACGGAUUGAGUGCAGGAAACUGUAUGAGGGCGCUGUUUGCAUUGUGAGGAAAACCAGGCUGCAGGGAAAACACACUGAUCACGUACAUGUCUUGUGUGUGCGCAAUCAGACCAAACCGUUUUUACGUUAAUAAAGCACCCGAGAGUACGUGCAGCUGAAAUAAUGGUAUAUUUUGUCUUUAUUGUAUAUAAUCAAAUUGAGCAAAAAAAUCCACACUAUGUGAAUCAGGAAACUAUAUGUGCAGAGGAUGAAAAUUCACUUGGCCCCAAGCGUAUCACGCGAACCAUAUGCCGCUUCUCCUGGAAUUCACCAAGAUGUGGCAGACUUUCGGAAUUAUAAGCUAUAAAUGUUUAAAGCUAUGCCACCAUACCACUCAGACUCUCUGCACAUUGGCAAAUGAUACUGGCGUCAAGUGACACAGUACAAAUGACUGUCCAUACUUGUAUUAAAACCUGCGUAUAACCAGAAGAGCGUCUGCUCUUAAAUUGGCCUCAGGAUUGCUGAUAUUCCAGUAAUGAACAUUCCACUGGCAGGAAGAGACCCCUACAUAAGUUCAAACGGCAGUAAUCACCAUUCAAUGCACGUAAAGGAAUGUUGAUGAGCAGUGCGACUGUUUUUAAAUCCCAAGCCAAUGCUUGUAAAACCAAUAAUGUUAGUGAAAUAGCAUCACGUGAAAUACGCCUGUUUCAUUCAACGAGAUAAUAUGAAACGCUGCGUUCAUACAGCUUAAGAGAUGAGCACGUGAGGUCAGGAGGGCAAACGCAGAUUUUGGGAAAAAACGGUGAGAACUUUAGCAGCAUGGGUUUACUAAACUUUUGAUAGAGAAACAGCUGGUGGACGAAUGGCGUUAUUAGUGAGUAUACAUGUUCUUAACUUGAUGAACAUUGGGUUUUAAAAUGGAGCACUGGGGUUUACUUGGGGUGUGGCGAGGUUGACUCGCGGUUUGAGGCAGAGUGUGUCUUGCCGUUCUUGGGUUGAUAAGUUGUACUUGACGAGGUGUAGGGUGUGUGGUUCAGUAGAGGCUCCUUAAAGUUGACUUCACUGGACAGGUCAACUUCAGACGAGUCGAGUAGGUGAGUUGCGGUUAGUUGAGAAGUUUAAAACUAGAAGGUGCAUUCGCGAGAAAGUUUAAGUAAUAGAUAGCCGUGAAGUGAUCUGAUGUGUAAAGUGUUUGAAACAAGUUAACGCGAGAGGUUCAGUGAUGUGUGGGUCUAGUAAACAAGCAAUGUGGCUUACCUUAUGGAAUGGGUGCUAUAAUUUUUUCUCUAUCUUACUGAAACACGUCCAUGGUUGUUUCAAAUUUUUCAAUUCACCUUCUUUAACUGUUCUGCCUUUUCAGUUGCAAUGACAUAGUUCCCUACUUAUUGCAGAGUUUGCCAAUUAUGGAGCAAAACUUUACGUUUUGGGGGGAUGGCAGGCUGAAACCUUAGAACUGUGACAUAAUAGUGGUGAGCAUUUCACACGAUUAUUACUGUGGAGCUCAUGUGACAUCAUUCUAUGCGUUCUGGAGCCUUUCGGUCAAGUAAUCAGCGCAGGUCUGGUAAAACCCAGGAUAUGGGUCUCAACAUUUCGUUUAUAUGUAAUCACUUCUGCGUCAAGAUGUCACGCAAAGCUGACUGUUUCAGGAUUACCACUGGAGGUAAUAGUUUAACCAUACACCAAUAACCGACACACUAUGAAAGGAAUUAAAAGCCAAGAGAUUACUUUCA
Messenger RNA from Acanthaster planci (crown-of-thorns starfish), 5474 nucleotides. Its product is annotated as substance-P receptor-like. Gene Ontology annotation, molecular function: tachykinin receptor activity. Gene Ontology annotation, cellular component: plasma membrane. Lineage: Eukaryota; Metazoa; Echinodermata; Asteroidea; Valvatida; Acanthasteridae. Gene Ontology annotation, biological process: G protein-coupled receptor signaling pathway. The record is from RefSeq and is a predicted model, not a curated record.